Messenger RNA from Saccostrea echinata, 2239 nucleotides. RefSeq names its product ER membrane protein complex subunit 5-like. The record is from RefSeq and is a predicted model, not a curated record. The transcript is spliced from 4 exons. Gene Ontology annotation, cellular component: Golgi apparatus; EMC complex; plasma membrane. The coding region runs from base 49 to 375 and encodes 108 amino acids. NCBI's taxonomy places the organism in Eukaryota, Metazoa, Mollusca, Bivalvia, Ostreida, Ostreidae.
UUUUAACAUCAUGUUGAACUUCCGGUGUCAGUAAAGUAAAAGAUAAUCAUGGAUUUUUCCAAAAUCUGUGUUUUCUUUGGUCUUGCAGCAAUGUUACAUGCGGCAUACUCAGCUGCACAACAUAGGACUUACCUUCGAUUGACAGAGCAAGAAUUCACCACUUUACCUAUUGAUAUUAUAGUUCAGUGUUUUGUGGGACUGCUUUUGACUUGUUAUGGGGUUGUCCAUGUUGCUGGCUCUUUCAGAGAAAUCUGUGCCAGUGCAGAACUGGAAUCAAAGACUUGGGAUAUGUUAAGCAAUAGACAAGCCUUUUACUCCUUCUGUCAUAGAGGGAUGGCCAUCAAUUACAGAGAAGAUGAAAAUGAAGACAGCUGAUGAAGAUAUUAAGGCUGUGGAAAAAACACCACCAAGAAUGUUCUUGUAAAAUAAACUGAAUGUAAAGGACAAACAAAUGGAUCAGUUCCCUGAUCUCAUGGAAGAGUUUUGUGUAUUGUGAAUGAUGUGUUUAUGAAUGUUUCUUCGUGAAAUUUUUUUUCUUUCUUUUCAUGAAUGCAUGCUUUGUUGUUUGACUGGAAUAACAUGCAUUCAUUUUUUCCCAUCUGGUGCAUUUUUUAUAAAGGUAUACAGUGUACAGUAUUUAACUUUGUACAUAUUUUAAGAAAAAUUUGUUUUAGGAAGUUUUUUGGAGUGUUCCAAAAAAAAAAAUCAUAUGACAUUUCAAAAUGUUUUUAUGCCCCUCUAAUGGAGAUUGGGGGGCAUAUAGUUUUUGGUCUUUCUGUCUGUCUGCAAGAACUUUAACCUUGAAUGGUUGAUGCUAGGGCUUUCAUAUUUCACAUGUGUAUUCAUUGUGACAAGACCUUUCUUUGAGUACCAUCUGACAUCAUUACCUUGUGCUUGGAGUUUGACCUUCUUUUGUCUUAUUUUGGUAAAACAUUGAACUUGGACAUAACUUUUUAUUGGUUAAUGGCAGAGCUUUUUUAUUUUACAUGUAUAUUCCUUGUGACAAGACCUUUCUUUGAGAUCCUUGUGUAUCCAUGUUAAAAAUCCUUUCUUUGGGUACCAACAUUAUUGACUUUGGACUUUAACCUACUUUUGUAAAACUUUAACCUUGGUCAUAUCUUUUGAACAGUUGGUGCUAGAGCUUUCAUGUUACACUUUUGUAUUCCUUGUUACAAGACCUUUAACAUUUUUUACCCUCAUGACUUUGACCUUGGAGUUUGACCUACUUUUGAAAAAGGUGCCCUAUGGGGGCAUUGGUGUUUCACAAACACAUUUUCAUAUUAAUACAUAUGAUUUAUAACUGCUUAUACACUUUAAGGCAGUACAAAGUUUCUGUAAUUGUAUGUUACCAUCACCCACGCAUAUUUUUCAGUUUUUAUUUCGGUUUGCUUUUACUUUUAGAAUCUAAAAACUGCAUUCCAUAGGGAAAGACAAACAUUUGGGCCUUCUGUGAAGUAUAUUUGAGCUGAGUCUGUCAUUUGAACUGACAGAUUUACUGAAAAUGGACAUUAAACAAUAAGCCUACAUGAUGCACAAAUAUUUACAAUAUUUUAAUUCAUAUAAAUGAGUUAAUACUCAUUGGUUUGAAAUUUUUGUUCGUUUAAUUGUUUUCUCCCUCCCUCAUAGUUGUUGAAGUUUAAAGGUGAUGUUAAACAUAGAAUUAAUUUCAGCCACCAGCCUUAUAACAGUUUGUAAAGAAUUCUUGUAUAGAUCAGAAUGGUGUACAGAUAGGGCCUUUUGGUACAUUUCUUCUUUGGCCUGAGGGCAAGGAAGCAGCAACCAAAUUGUGACAACAUUAGGGAGCCAGAAAGGGAGUGGGAAUAAGCGAGGGUGUAAGGAGACAGAUCUGUGAGGUAGAAUGCAAGGGCAACCAAGAGAAAAUGCAAGGUUGACAAUGCAAGGUAGUGAAAAUGUGUGGGCAACCAAGUGAGAACACAAGAAGGGGGGAUGCAAGGGAGCAAGAAUGGGAGGGAAACAACAAUUGGAGAUAGACAUCACUGUUAUUUUGUAUCCUUUUUGUUUUUGCUUUGAAUUCAUCUCUCAGUUGUGUGUUGCUCUCACAUUCUCUGUCCAUCUAUAUGUCACCCUCAUGUUUUUUCCUUAGCCAAAGAGCAAAAAGGCCCUAUCAGAGCACCAUAGAACAAAGAGACUAUGUAUAUGUAACCUAAGCAUAUUGUGAAAUGUAUACAAGAAAAAAAAAAUAAAAUAUGUUCAGGAGUAAAGAAGAUUUUGAAGAUUG